AUGAAGGUACAUACAUACAAAGACUCACUUGUCAACACGACUCCACCUUGGUUCGCUACCUUGUCUGGCGCCUUCCCAAAAAGAUCGUAUGUAAUUCAAAGGGUGUGUUGCAUAUUGAAUCAAACUGAUUUUCCUAGAGACGAUGAUGAAUGUCGAGCAUAUCUUCACAAUUUCGAUCUUAUUCGCCCUUUUGAUCAUAACAAAAUCCGAACCACUGCUGUCGAAUCCGAUCAGAUUCUCGAUGUCACAAGUGAUUUGGUGACGUCAUACUCCCAACACCUCGAAACAAGACACGAUAAUCUUCUCGAAUCACUAUUUGAUGACGAAACAUACACAAAACUUUACAGCUACAAGCAUCUCAUCAACGGUUUCGCAGUCCAUAUUUCUCCAGAACAGGCAGAAACGCUAAGGCGAACCCCUGGUGUGAAAUCAGUGGAUCAAGAUUGGAAAGUGAGGAAACUUACAACACACACCCCUCAAUUUUUGGGGCUUCCAACUGGAGUUUGGCCAACUGGUGGUGGAUUUGAUCGGGCUGGAGAGGAUAUCGUGAUCGGAUUUGUGGAUUCCGGGAUUUUCCCGCAUCAUCCGAGCUUCCGGAAUUCUGAUUCCGAACCUUAUGGGCCACUUCCGAGGUAUAGAGGGAAAUGUGAAGUUGAUCCCGAUACGAAGAGGAGUUUUUGUAAUGGAAAGAUUGUUGGGGCUCAACAUUUUGCAAAAGCCGCUACGGUUUCUGGCGCGUUUAAUCCUUCCGUUGAUUUUGCUUCUCCGUUGGAUGGUGAUGGACAUGGAAGUCACACUGCGGCGAUUGCUGCUGGAAAUAAUGGAAUUCCGGUGCGAGUGCAUGGAUAUGAAUAUGGAAAAGCAAGUGGAAUGGCUCCUCGUGCUAGGAUUGCGGUGUACAAGGCACUCUACAGGCUAUUUGGAGGCUUCGUUGCUGAUGUCGUUGCUGCCAUUGAGCAGGCAGUUCACGACGGUGUCGACAUUCUGAACCUCUCCGUUGGGCCGAAUAGUCCUCCGGCCACCACAAGAACCACUUUUUUAAACCCAUUUGACGCCGUUCUUCUCUCCGCUGUAAAAUCGGGAGUUUUUGUCGCACAAGCAGCGGGAAACGGAGGCCCUUUUUCAAAAACGUUAGUGUCUUACAGCCCUUGGAUCGCAUCUGUAGCUGCAGCUGUUGAUGAUCGGAGAUAUAAAAACCACUUGACACUUGGAAACGGAAAGAUCCUCGCUGGAAUUGGCAUGUCACCUGCUACACGUUUGAAUCAAAAAUACACCCUUGUAGCAGCCAAUGAUGUGUUAUUGGAUUCUUCCGGAAAGUCAAGUACAUCUGAUUGCCAAAAACCCGAAGUUUUAAACAAAAAUAUGGUAAAAGGAAACAUACUUUUAUGUGGGUAUUCCUUCAAUUUCGUCAUUGGAACAGCAUCAAUGACUAAAGUCGCACAAACUGCAAAAACACUCGGUGCAAUUGGUUUUGUUCUUGCGGUUGAAAACACGUCUCCGGGAACAAAAUUUGAUCCUGUACCUGUUGGAAUCCCUGGAAUUCUCAUCACCGAUGUUAGCAAAUCCAUGGACCUUAUAGACUACUACAACGUCUCAACUUCAAGGGAUUGGACAGGGCGCGUGAAGAGCUUUAAAGCAGUGGGGUCCAUUGGAGAUGGUUUGGAGCCGAUUCUUCACAAAUCAGCACCAAUGGUGGCAUUAUUUUCAGCUCGAGGGCCAAACAUAAAAGAUUACAGCUUUCGAGAUGCGGAUCUUUUGAAACCCGAUAUUUUAGCACCCGGAUCUUUGAUUUGGGCUUCUUGGUCCCCGAAUGGAACCGAUGAGGCUAAUUACAUAGGAGAACACUUUGCUAUGAUUUCGGGAACUAGCAUGGCUGCACCACAUAUAGCUGGGAUUGCAGCCCUUGUGAAGCAGAAGCACCCUAGGUGGAGCCCUGCUGCCAUCAAGUCGGCUUUAAUGACAACAUCAAAUACACUUGAUAGAGCCGAGAGACCAAUUCUAGCCCAACAAUAUUCGGGUUCUGAGACUAUGACAUUUGUUCCUGCCACCCCGUUUGAUUAUGGCAGCGGCCAUGUCAACCCUAGAGCCGCCUUGGAUCCCGGUCUCAUUUUUGAUGCAGGUUAUCAAGAUUAUCUAGGGUUCUUAUGCACAACACCCGGACUCGACUCACACGAAAUCCAAAACUACACACACCAACCAUGCAACUACACACUCGGCCACCCGUACAAUCUAAACUCACCCUCAAUUGCUGUUUCCCAUCUCGUAAGAACUCAAUCCAUAACACGAACAGUCACAAAUGUUGAUGAAGAAGAGACAUACACAAUCACAGCUAGAAUGUCACCAGCUGUAGCCAUUGAAACGAGCCCUCGAGCCAUGACCCUCAAACCGGGUGCAACCCGAAACUGUAUACUAGCCCAACAAGUAAAUUGUAUACUGACCCAAAACGAUAUCAUACAACCCACAAAGGAGAUAAAACAGCCCACACGCUCCUCCCUUCUCUCCGAUCGUUCGAUAGCUACAAAAAUUCAUAAAAAUCGUAGAACAAUCUCUUCCCUUCGGCUUGAAUUGAUUGCAGGUUAUUAG
Molecule: messenger RNA, 2583 nt
Organism: Lactuca saligna
Lineage: Eukaryota; Viridiplantae; Streptophyta; Magnoliopsida; Asterales; Asteraceae
Source: the annotation of a GenBank genome assembly